GUAGUGUGUUGUUGGUUGGCGGAGGAACAUGGCGGCGAUCGGUGCUACUGAGGACGAGGAUUCUUCCAAGAAGAGGAAGGCUCACGGCAUGCUAAAACUUUAUUAUGGCAUAACAGAUGAGGGGAAAGCUGGUGAGAGGCAUCUGGAGCCUACAGAUAUCGACGGGGUCCACUUCAACCCAGAGCUAUACCUUACCAAGCUUAGGAAGGAGAGCUCACUGGCCCAGCUGAUGGAUGUGGAGUCGGAUAUGGUUCGCCAGAUUCGAGCUUUGGACAGUGACAUGCAGACCCUGGUGUAUGAGAACUACAAUAAAUUCAUAUCUGCUACUGACACAAUCCGUAAAAUGAAGAAUGAUUUCAAGAAGAUGGAAGAUGAAAUGGAUGGACUAGCAGCAAACAUGGCAGUGAUCACUGAGUUCAGUGCCUGCAUCAGCAGCACACUACAAGAGAGACACCAACAUAUUACCAAGCUUAGUGGUGUUCACACGCUCCUACGUAAGUUGCAGUUCCUAUUUGAACUUCCUGCACGUCUAAAGAAGUGCAUUGAGCUUGGAGCUUAUGCCCAGGCUGUGUCCUACCAUUCCAAGGCCCGCAGUGUCCUGCACCAAUAUCAGCAUAUGCCCUCCUUCCAUGGUAUACAGACCGACUGCCAAGCUAUUAUGGCAGGCCUGGCAGACACUCUCCGUCAAAGGUUCAGGGAUCCCUCCUCUUCUCCGCAGGAGCUUUCAGAAUGUGUAGAGCUUUUGCUAAGCUUGGAAGAAUCACCUGACAUACUAUGUGAUGAAUUUCUAGCCCAUGGGCGUGGACGCCUGGCUUCCCACCUUUCUGAGCUGCAAGGAGGAGGGGAUAUCUUGGAGUUUGUUGAUCAAGGCUGUGGUGGCUUCAUCAGUGAUACCUGCCUUCUGGCGGCCUCUUACCAAGCUCUAUUCUGUAAGGAACAGGGAAAUACAGCACAAAUGGCUGAGGAGAAACUUACUACAUUCUUAGAGGAACUAAGUGGGGGCUAUUUUGAACUGGUAGAGAAGCGACUUCGACAGGAGAAAAGUCUGGGAGAUAAUUCACUGUUGGUAAGAGCCCUGGAUCGGUUCCAUCGUCGGCUACAGGCACCAUCUAAGCUUGUGCCAAGGUGUGGAUUUAAUAGACGAGGUACAGAGAUAGUUGUAAAAGCAGCGCAAGAAAGGUUGGCUCAGUACCUGCAAGCAUUAAAAGAAUUCUUCCAGGGAUGUAUUACUGACGUCCGACAGGCGCUGGCAGCUCCAAGGCUACCUGGGAAGGAGGCCCCGGCACUGGGUGAAUUACUUGCACAGCUAUCUGCAGCAGUGCUGAACCAAAUUAAAACUGUAUUAGCUGCUGUGCACUUAUUCACUGCCAAGGACGUGGCUUUUUCUGACAAACCAUACUUCAAGGGAGAAUUUUGCAGUCAGGGUGUCCGUGAAGGACUGAUUGUAGCUUUCAUCAAGUCUGUGUGCCAAACAGCCCGGCAGUUUUGUGAAUCCCCUGGAGAAAAGGGAGCCAGCACCCCGCCAGUUCUCUUGCUGCUUCUCUCUCGAUUUUGCCUAGAUUAUGAGACUUCAACCAUCAGCUAUAUUCUGACACUAACAGAUGAGCAGUUUCUGGGACAGGAUCGCUCUCCAGUCACUCCUGUGAGUUCUCUUUGCUCACUGGCUCGUUCCUCUGCGCAGACCCUUCUUAACCAGUAUGUCAAGUCUCAGGGGUUGGUUGUAUCCCAGAUGCUCCGUAAAAGUGUGGAAACCCGGGAUUGGGCCACAACAAUUGAGCCAAGAAAUGUUCGAGCUGUCAUGAAGAGGGUGGUCGAAGACAUCACUGGUGUUGAUGUGCAGGUUGGUCUCCUGUAUGAGGAAGGUGUCAGAAAAGCUCAUAGCAGUGAUUCAAGCAAACGUACGUUCUCUGUAUAUAGCAGUUCUCGUCUUCAGGGAAGGUACGCGCAGAGCUACACUCCAAGUGCUCCCCUAGAUACCAAUCUUCUGAGUAACAUCCAGAAGCUGUUUUCUGAAAGAAUCGACAUCUUCAGCACCGUCCAGUUCAAUAAGGUCUCCAUUCUCACUGGUAUUAUAAAAAUCAGUCUGAAGACUUUCCUGGAAUGUGUCCGCUUGCGCACAUUUGGACGUUUUGGACUUCAGCAGAUUCAAGUGGACUGCCACUACUUGCAGCUUUACCUGUGGCGAUUUGUGAGUGACGAAAAUUUAGUUCAUUGCCUUCUUGAUGAAGUUGUGGGCAGUGCAGCCCACCGCUGCUUGGAUCCUUUGCCCAUGGAGCAGAGUGUCAUUGAGGUUAUUUGUGAGAGAGGCUAAAUCUCACUCUUAUAUAUGUGUAUUGUACAUACCUUAAACACUAAUCUGUGUCUUGUAUAUAUGGAAUAAAGAGCUGUAACCCCUUAAA
Molecule: messenger RNA, 2399 nt
Organism: Spea bombifrons (plains spadefoot toad)
Lineage: Eukaryota; Metazoa; Chordata; Amphibia; Anura; Pelobatidae
Gene: VPS51
Product: VPS51 subunit of GARP complex
Exons: 10
Coding region: 29-2311 (760 amino acids)
Biological process (GO): lysosomal transport; Golgi organization; retrograde transport, endosome to Golgi
Cellular component (GO): membrane; GARP complex; EARP complex
Source: RefSeq, a predicted model, not a curated record